AUGGCAGGUAGUAAGUUAGCGUUAGAGGGGCGAGUGAGUAUAAUAAGCUUUAUUCUGGGACUCUGUGUUAUUUUAAUUCCACAUCUUUCGUCACUGGGAUCGCAUGCCCCCGGGAUUUUCGACUAUGUGCCGGAGAUACGGGACAAAAUAGCCAUCGCUGUUUAUCUGGUUGUGAUAAACCUCUUCUUGCUUGCCGUAUACAAAGGACCAAUGUAUAAGGUGGCUGUGCGAGCCUGCUUCCUGGGCUUCAUCUUUGGCUGUGGAUUGCUGAUCAGUUUAGGUCAAACAACAUGGACACACUUUGGUUGGUACAUGUGCUCCCUGUCGUUCUUCCACUACUCGGAGUACCUGGUGACAGCCAUGAUUAACCCGCACAGCCUGUCCUUAGACUCGUUUCUGCUGAACCACAGUGUGGAGUACACAGUGGCUGCCCUGUCCUCAUGGCUGGAGUUCACCGUGGAGAAGCUCCUGCUCCCAGAGCUGAAACACUGCCGUUGGCUCAGCCUGCUCGGGUUACUCAUGGUGGUGUGCGGGGAAGGCCUGCGAAAGUCGGCCAUGCUGACCGCCGGCUCCAACUUCAACCACAUCGUGCAGAACGAGAAGGCACAGAGCCACGUGCUGGUCACCUCCGGGGUGUACUCCUGCUUCAGACACCCCUCCUACGUGGGCUGGUUCUACUGGAGCAUCGGCACACAGGUGGUGCUGUGUAACCCCGUGUGCGUGCUGGGCUACACGCUGGCCAGCUGGCGCUUCUUCCGUGAGCGCAUCGAGGAAGAGGAGCUCUCCCUCAUCCUCUUCUUCGGAGAGGAGUACCUGGAGUACAAACGCAAGGUGCCCACCGGCCUGCCCUUCAUCCAGGGCAUCUGCGUGGACCCCUAAACCGGCGGCGAACGGAGUGAGGAAGAGUUCAGCAUUUAUCUAUAAGAAGAAAUGAAACGGUGGAGACCCUCCUCAGAUCGGUGCCGAAAGGGGAGGGAGGGAGCUGGCAGCCUGCAACGCUGUGGCUCCACCCCCUGGCUGCCAGGAGGUCGCAGUGCCCUAUCAGGCACAGGGAGACACUGACAUGCUAAGCACCGAAGCCCCGCCCCCCUCGCUGCAGGACGGCCCCAUAUCUGCAUAUCUGACCACACCCCCAAGCAACCCAGACCACAG
Molecule: messenger RNA, 1152 nt
Organism: Megalops cyprinoides (Indo-Pacific tarpon)
Lineage: Eukaryota; Metazoa; Chordata; Actinopteri; Elopiformes; Megalopidae
Product: protein-S-isoprenylcysteine O-methyltransferase-like
Exons: 5
Coding region: 1-879 (292 amino acids)
Biological process (GO): C-terminal protein methylation
Cellular component (GO): membrane; endoplasmic reticulum
Molecular function (GO): protein C-terminal S-isoprenylcysteine carboxyl O-methyltransferase activity
Source: RefSeq, a predicted model, not a curated record